Colossoma macropomum (tambaqui) is the source of this 5729-nucleotide messenger RNA. Its product is annotated as Fc receptor-like protein 5. Bases 72 to 3575 code for a protein of 1167 amino acids. The transcript has 24 exons. The record is from RefSeq and is a predicted model, not a curated record. NCBI's taxonomy places the organism in Eukaryota, Metazoa, Chordata, Actinopteri, Characiformes, Serrasalmidae.
AUCAGGCUGGCAAGAAACAUGGCUUUUGAGCUCUUUGCUUAGCAUAAACUAGUCGUAAAUUGGCAGACAGAAUGGCUUUUGUCAAAUUCAUCCUAAUAGCAGCAGUGUUCAGUAUGGUGUUAAGCCUAUCUAAAGAAGAGGACCCUGAUGUGAUCACAAAACCUAUGGCUAUGGAGGCUAAAGUUCACAUUUCUAAGCCCAGCAUAACUGCCAGUUUAAACCAUCAAGUCCUGUACCAGGGUGAGGAUGUUGUUCUACAAUGUAAAGUUCCAGAGAAACUGACUGAUUUAGAAUAUGCUUGGGAUAAAGACUCUGUUCCCAUUAAGUCCAGUCAAUCUACCUACAACAUCAGUGGUGCCACAGUGUCUGACAGUGGAAAAUACUCAUGCAUGGCCAAAAGAGGAACAACCACGUCUGAAAAAAGUGACCCCCAAGUUUUAACUGUUAAAAACCCACCUCAGCCAAAAGUAAUUCUGAGUGUAGGAUGGAACCAUAUGUUUACUGGUGAAAAAGUGACUCUGAUUUGCGAAAUUCCAGACACAUCCACAGGCUGGAAAUAUACAUGGCUCAGAAAUUCACUAAAGAUUCCAGAUGAUGUUGAUACUAAGAAAACUGGUAAUAGCCUCUCAAUCCUUUCUACAAAACAGAAACACCAUGGAAAUUACACCUGUGAAACAGAGCUUCAAGACAGACCCCUGUCAAGAUUAUUGAGCUCAAAAUUUGCAUUGUCUGUUCAAGACCCACCUCAGCCAAAAGUAAUUCUGAGUGUAGGGUGGAGCCGUGUGUUUACUGGUGAAAAAGUGACUUUGAUUUGCAAAGUUCCGAACACACCCACAAGCUGGAAAUAUACAUGGCUCAGAAAUUCACUGAAGAUUUCAGAUGAUGUUGAUACAAGCAACACUGGUAAUAGCCUCUCAAUCCUUUCUGCGAAACAGAGACACCAUGGAAAUUACACCUGUGAAACAGAGCUUCAAGACAGACCCCUGUCAAAAGCCUUAAGCACAAAAUUUGCAUUGUCUGUUCAAGACCCACCUCAGCCAAAAGUAAUUCUGAGUGUAGGGUGGAGCCGUGUGUUUACUGGUGAAAAAGUGACUUUGAUUUGCAAAGUUCCGGACACACCCACAAGCUGGAAAUAUACAUGGCUCAGAAAUUCACUGAAGAUUUCAGAUGAUGUUGAUACAAGCAACACUGGUAAUAGCCUCUCAAUCCUUUCUGCGAAACAGAGACACCAUGGAAAUUACACCUGUGAAACAGAGCUUCAAGACAGACCCCUGUCAAAAGCCUUAAGCACAAAAUUUGCAUUGUCUGUUCAAGACCCACCUCAGCCAAAAGUAAUUCUGAGUGUAGGGUGGAGCCGUGUGUUUACUGGUGAAAAAGUGACUUUGAUUUGCAAAGUUCCGGACACACCCACAAGCUGGAAAUAUACAUGGCUCAGAAAUUCACUGAAGAUUUCAGAUGAUGUUGAUACAAGCAACACUGGUAAUAGCCUCUCAAUCCUUUCUGCGAAACAGAGACACCAUGGAAAUUACACCUGUGAAACAGAGCUUCAAGACAGACCCCUGUCAAAAGCCUUAAGCACAAAAUUUGCAUUGUCUGUUCAAGACCCACCUCAGCCAAAAGUAAUUCUGAGUGUAGGGUGGAGCCGUGUGUUUACUGGUGAAAAAGUGACUUUGAUUUGCAAAGUUCCGGACACACCCACAAGCUGGAAAUAUACAUGGCUCAGAAAUUCACUGAAGAUUUCAGAUGAUGUUGAUACAAGCAACACUGGUAAUAGCCUCUCAAUCCUUUCUGCGAAACAGAGACACCAUGGAAAUUACACCUGUGAAACAGAGCUUCAAGACAGACCCCUGUCAAAAGCCUUAAGCACAAAAUUUGCAUUGUCUGUUCAAGACCCACCUCAGCCAAAAGUAAUUCUGAGUGUAGGGUGGAGCCGUGUGUUUACUGGUGAAAAAGUGACUUUGAUUUGCAAAGUUCCGGACACACCCACAAGCUGGAAAUAUACAUGGCUCAGAAAUUCACUGAAGAUUUCAGAUGAUGUUGAUACAAGCAACACUGGUAAUAGCCUCUCAAUCCUUUCUGCGAAACAGAGACACCAUGGAAAUUACACCUGUGAAACAGAGCUUCAAGACAGACCCCUGUCAAAAGCCUUAAGCACAAAAUUUGCAUUGUCUGUUCAAGACCCACCUCAGCCAAAAGUAAUUCUGAGUGUAGGGUGGAGCCGUGUGUUUACUGGUGAAAAAGUGACUUUGAUUUGCAAAGUUCCGGACACACCCACAAGCUGGAAAUAUACAUGGCUCAGAAAUUCACUGAAGAUUUCAGAUGAUGUUGAUACAAGCAACACUGGUAAUAGCCUCUCAAUCCUUUCUGCGAAACAGAGACACCAUGGAAAUUACACCUGUGAAACAGAGCUUCAAGACAGACCCCUGUCAAAAGCCUUAAGCACAAAAUUUGCAUUGUCUGUUCAAGACCCACCUCAGCCAAAAGUAAUUCUGAGUGUAGGGUGGAGCCGUGUGUUUACUGGUGAAAAAGUGACUUUGAUUUGCAAAGUUCCGGACACACCCACAAGCUGGAAAUAUACAUGGCUCAGAAAUUCACUGAAGAUUUCAGAUGAUGUUGAUACAAGCAACACUGGUAAUAGCCUCUCAAUCCUUUCUGCGAAACAGAGACACCAUGGAAAUUACACCUGUGAAACAGAGCUUCAAGACAGACCCCUGUCAAAAGCCUUAAGCACAAAAUUUGCAUUGUCUGUUCAAGCCCGUCCACCAGCUUCGCUUACUUUGGAGACUAGCUGGUCUGACAUCAUGUCUGUGGACACACUGACUCUAAAAUGUGAAAUCAAAGAUGGCACACUUGAAUGGAACUACACCUGGUACAAAGAUGGUUUGUUUGAGCAAACCAUCCUUGAGGAGACAUACAGUGUGAAGGCCACAGAAGAGACUUUCAAGAGUGAAUACAAAUGCAGGGGCAACAGGACAGUGCGGCCACUAUACUCUUCCUUCAGUGAGGGCUUCAAAGCUAAUAAUAUUGUUCUAAAACGAAAGGUCCUGCUUGCCAUCUCUGGCUGUGUUGUCUGCAGUAUCAUCUUGCUAAUCAUUGGGUGCAUAGUUUUGAGAUUUACCCGCAAACCAGAAAAACAGGAGAUGGUGAAGGAAGACUUGUUUUUUUCCAUGACAGACUCAAAAACACAAACUACUUCACCCUUACAGGAAUAUCUCACAGAAAUUGGACCUCCACUUGACAAGGAAGAACGUGAUGAGAGCACAGCAAUACUUAAUGAGGCAACACCUAUCAUUGAGGAUCAGAUUAAAGAAGAGGGACUUCCAUCUAAAGAGGCUGGAGGCUUUACAUCUUUCAAAGUUGAGAAAUCACCACUGAAAGAGAAGGAUGGAUUACAGUCUCUUAAAGAACGUGAUGAGAGUACAGCAUUACUUAAUGAGGCAGUACCUGCAGUUGAUGAUCAGAUUAAUGUAGAGGUCUCUCCACCUAAAGAGACUGGAGGUUUUACAUCCUUCAAAGCUGACAUAUCACCAUCACCCGAAAGUAAUGGCUUAUCUUCUUAUAAUGUUGAGACAUAACCAUUGACAGAGAAAAUGGCUUAACAUUUUAAAGUCAAGAGUGCUAGUGAUGGAAUUGUACAAUCCCCUGUGAUUGGCUGGGGGCAUCAAGGAGGCAUCUGGAACCAUCUAGAACUUUGUUCUUCAAAUUAGCUGAAGACUGAAGAGGCCAAAUGUUUGUUCAACUUUUUGAUUGGUGCUGUAAUUAAACCUGAUUAAAUAGCGGUUCAGGUACAAGGCAUUUAAGGUGCUUUCUUGGGUCUUUGUAUUCACAACAAAAUAAAUAUAGUAAGAACUAUUGCAGUUACUUGGAAUUGACAUGCAACUACAAUAUAAUUUAAUUAUGCUUUGGUCUCUCGUCAGUAAAAAGCAAAAGAAAUCCUUAUGAUACAUACUAAGUAAGAUUUGAGUAUUAAAUUUGGGGUUAACAGGCUUGGGGUCAGGAGGUACUCUUUGUGUCAUUUUGGGGGCAUGUGGCAGCAUUGAUGCAAUGCAGUUACUGAUAGAAGUAGCAUUUUCUGGGGUGGAAAAGUAGCAAUGAUUCAAUUUCAGAUCAUUUGUGCUAAAGUCUCUACACAUCAUAAAGAAUAGCUUUGAAUUUGGUAUAAUGGAGUUUGGUAGUAACUGUUAAAGUGAAUAGUAGCAAAUUAUACCAAAAUCUCACAAUGGUCUUCAGCAAAAAGACUGUUGCCCAGAUUAUGCUACGAGGAGGUUUCAUCUAAAACAAAGCAUCACUGACAUUUCCUAGGUGUAGAACACCUCUGGAAAAGCCUGCCCUACACAGCAUAGUAAUAAAGAGAUUAAUUUGCUUUGGGUUCUUGUUUAAAAACUCAGAUGAUAAGGCAUAUGUAUCUGCUUGUUCCUUUGUCACUUUCCCUACCCUUAAGAUUUUAUCUCAAUCCAGCUCCUAAGCAUCAUGAGCCAUGAUUACCCGAAUUUCCUUGAUUACCUGAUUUUGAUGUGCUGGUAGAAGGUAUAUUGCUCAAAUGAAAAUCGCCUAGGAGCGUCCAUUCAACUCAUAAUAGUAUUAUACCCGUCUUGAGGGAGAUUAUACAAAGUAGUUGAUUUAUAAAGCAUAUUGCAAAGGACAUGAUGAAGUAAAUGUGACAUUUUGCUUUGUAAAUGUGCAAUACUGGUUAUAAUAAUGCGAUAUUGAGAAAUAAUCUGGCAACACUCAAAGUGGCCAUUAGUGCUAUCAUUUGCACAUUACCUUUAAGCUAUCUUGGUGUUUGUUUCAAAGAGAAACGUAGAUGAAAGCAAAAAUCAGAGUUGGAUAGGAUCAGUGUAGUAGAAGGUAUGCACAAGGCCAGUGAUCUUCAAUGUACUAUAGUUCUUUUCUUUUUUUCAAAAAAGUCAAUUUUAAUUAUUUACAAUCACCAGUGUUUUCUUUGUAUGCAGGGGUGAUUUUAUGUGUGCAUGUUUAAUUUGUUUGCUCAGUGCUAUGUCCUGUCUUUGGUCAGCACAAAAUACAUGCCUGGUUAUUUUAAUUUAGAAUUCUAUAAUAUUUACUAGCUUGUUAUAUUGAACAGUAGCCUCAUUUGUCAUAAUUCACAGUCGAGUAAGAACUUAUGUUAUCAUGAAAAUUGUAACAUUAUGUAUACAUUUAUAUUGUUUUUUAGAUUUGUCUGUUCCUCCUUUCACCUUUGCUUGUAUUUAUGAUUAGAGUGCAUGUGUGGAAAAUUUUGCAUGGUAUGAAAUUGUCUUUGCAGGGUUCUUAGUGCCAGACAUAUUAUGUACCAAAUCAAGAUAAUCUAAUGCAGACGAACUAAUCAACAAACAUAAACCUUGGCAAGCAAUGCUUUGUUUCUAUGCAAAAAAAAUAUAUAUAUAAUUCAUUUCACUUUUCAGCAGUCUAAAGCAAUUGUAGACAUAUUUUCUCUUAAAAGUAAAUGUUCUAGAAAGGGUUCUUUGCAUAUAAAAACCAACUUUUGAUACCCCAAACUUUUUAAAAAUUGAACGACCCUUCACACAAUGUAAAGGUUCUUAAGAAGCCUUAAAUUUGUAAAGAACCUUUGUAUUAUGUAACUGUUCUUCAAGCCUUUAAACAUGGUUCUCCAGAUAUCCGAAAGUACUUAUUCUAUGGCGCUGUGCAAGGAACCCUUUGUUGCACUUUUUUGUGUUGUUGCCUACUCACAGUUCAUAAUUGCUUGGUUUGAUUUGUUGUUUUUUUUGCCA